CUCGUCCUGGUCCAGAGAAGAAGUCCCCCAUCUUGCAGUGGUCGGCCGUUUCGUGAUCUAAAAUACAUAAUCCUUGCAAUGGACGGAGAUGUUGCAGUCGGCGUGAAGAGAGGCUCAGAUGAGCUCAACAUGUACAGCAGCAGCAGCAGCCCCACCUCGAUGACAGCCAACGGCAGCGACAGUAAGAAGCAACGUCUGGAGGAGUCGCCGCCCUCCCGCGUGCUCCACAUCAGGAAGCUGCCCAGCGAGGUGUCGGAGACCGAGGUCAUCGCGCUGGGCCUGCCCUUCGGCAAGGUCACCAACAUCCUCAUGCUCAAGGGGAAGAACCAGGCCUUUCUGGAGCUGGGCACGGAGGAGGCGGCCAUCACCAUGGUCAACUACUACGCCGCCGUCACGCCCCAGGUCAGAAACACCCCGGUCUUCAUCCAGUACUCGAACCACAAGGAACUGAAGACGGACUCUGCGCUGAACCAGCGGGCCCAGGCGGUGCUGCAGGCGGUGUCGGCGGUGCAGGACGGCAGCUCCCCUUCCUCUGACCCCGGGGUGCUGGACCUGGCCCCGCCCCCCAGCCCCGUGCUGCGCAUCAUCAUCGACAACAUGUUCUACCCCGUCACCCUGGACGUGCUGCAGCAGAUCUUCAGUAAGUUUGGGACGGUGAUGAAGAUCAUCACCUUCACCAAGAACAACCAGUUCCAAGCUCUGCUGCAGUUCAGUGACCCCGUCAACGCCCAGCAGGCCAAGCUAUCUCUGGACGGUCAGAACAUCUACAACUCCUGCUGCACCCUGAGGAUCGACUUCAGCAAGCUGGUCAGCCUCAACGUCAAGUACAACAACGACAAGAGCCGUGACUACACCCGGCCUGACCUGCCCUCUGGGGACGGGGACGGCGGCCACAAGGACCACUCCUCCCUCCUGGGGACGCCAUCCGGAGCGCUCGCGUCCUACUCCAGUGGAGGAGGCUACUCGUCUUCUCUCUCCAUGUCGCAGGGCGGAGGAGCCAUUAGCCCCCUCAGCGCCGCCGCCGCCGCCGCCGCAGCAGCUGGGCGUGUUGCCCUGUCCGGGUCAGGGGUGUCCGGAGUCUUGCUGGCUUCCAACCUCAACGACGAGAUGGUCACGCCCCAAAGUCUCUUUACCCUCUUCGGUGUCUAUGGUGACGUGCAGCGCGUGAAGAUCCUGUUCAACAAGAAGGACAGCGCUCUGAUCCAGCUGUCCGACGGGAACCAGGCCCAGCUGGCUAUGAGCCACCUGAAUGGUCAGAAGGUGUUCUCCAAGGUGAUGCGCGUCACGCUGUCCAAGCACCAGACGGUGGCGCUGCCGCGGGAGGGCCUGGACGACCAGCUGCUCACCAAAGAUUUCUCCGGAUCUCCUCUCCACCGAUUCAAGAAGCCAGGAUCCAAGAACUUCCAGAACAUCUUCCCUCCCUCCUCCACCCUGCACCUCUCCAACAUACCGGAGGGCGUGUCCGAGGAGGAUCUCCGUCUCCUGUUCUCCAAUGCUGGAGGAACUGUAAAGGCCUUCAAGUUCUUCCAGGACCACAAGAUGGCGCUGCUCCAGAUGUCUGCGGUGGAAGAGGCCAUCCAGGGGCUCAUGGACCUCCACAACUACGACAUGGGGGCCAACCACCACCUCAAGGUGUCCUUCUCCAAGUCCACCAUCUGACCUGGUCCCUAGACCACCAGAGAAGACCCUGAACCACCAGAGAAGACCCCAGAGCAGACCCCAGACCCCAGAGCAGACCCUAGACCCCAGA
Molecule: messenger RNA, 1750 nt
Organism: Gadus chalcogrammus (walleye pollock)
Lineage: Eukaryota; Metazoa; Chordata; Actinopteri; Gadiformes; Gadidae
Product: polypyrimidine tract-binding protein 2-like
Exons: 17
Coding region: 79-1659 (526 amino acids)
Biological process (GO): mRNA processing; regulation of RNA splicing
Cellular component (GO): nucleus
Molecular function (GO): mRNA binding
Source: RefSeq, a predicted model, not a curated record